AUGGACUCUCCCCGCAAGUCUGAGAAACUCGUGGUAGCAGACCCGGUGCGUGAUGGCCUGCCGUCCGCGAUCUGGGAUGACAUGAUCCAACACGAGACUUUCAUCUACUUGUCGCUCAUGUUCCUCAAUGGAUCCGUGCUUUGGGCUUAUUACUCGUGUCUCAGUGCUCAAGACUUUUACACAGUCGAGUUCCCAGCGUCCGGCCUCGACUUUUCCUUCUUGACGACUCUGUGCAAUGCGUGGCCAAUGAUCAUUGGCCACGGGCUCCAAAUGGUCUUUGGACUCGACAAGAAGUUUAGCCAAUCUUUCCGCGUCCACGCUGGCUACUGUAUAAACAUUUGCAUGGCCAUUCUCAUCAUGGUCUUUAGUGCUAUCGACUUUUCCAGUCAGAAGACUGGCGGAAUCCUCGUGCUCGUGUGCUUUGGGUGCAUUGGGGUUGGCAAUUCGCUGUCCGAGGCUACGUUUUACACGUUCGCAGCGCUCUUUCCCGUCAAGAAAUUCACAAACGGUGUGCAGAUUGGCAACGCCUGUGCAGGCAUUUUGAACAUCACGGUGGCUACGGUCUUGCGACUUGCAGUGGGAGGCGUGAACCAGACCAGCAGCUCGACGAAGCUGAGUUUCUACAUCUUCUUUGGUCUGCUCGUCAUCAUCUUGAUUAGCGCGAUUCUGCUGUAUCGCUACUUGGUGACUUUACCAUCGGUCAAGUUCCUCAUGGACCGCAACGAGAACUCGGCCAAGGAAGAGUACUUGGCGAGCCAAUCGGUCGGCCGUACCCUGCAGAACCUCGGUCGUAUCUUUACGAUCAUCUGGAUCCCAGCCGUCGCGCAGUUCUUCAUUUUUUUCGUGUCGCUCGCUGUGUUCCCUGGAUUUGGCUGUGCGGCGUCGCGGAACCUGUACCCACCGUUCAACAACGAAGCUCACGACCUCACCGCUUCUUGGUACUGCUCUCCCGGGAUCAUUGCCAGCUACAACUACGGCGACUUCAUCGGACGCAUUGUAUGCACAGCAGCAGUGUAUCGCGUGGUGACUAUGGGAUGGGCGUUUGGGCUGUCGGUUCUCCGCAUCGCGUUUAUCCCGCUUCUUCUUAUGGGAGUGGCUGGCACGUCAUUCUACGCGUUCCCGUUUGGCAGCAUGAGUGCGUUGGUCUAUAACAUUGUGCUCAAUCUGCUCAUUGGCAUAUCUACAGGUUUGCUUUCGACUGUUACAAUGGGCGUAGCGCCUCGAAUGUUAAAGCCUGAGGAUCGCGAAUCGGGCGGAGCCGUCAUGGUAUUUUUCCUCUUUCUAGGGAUCGCCACGGGCUCGACGUUUGGUUUCCUCGUCAGUGACCGUGAAUGGCUCGGUCUGUAG
Messenger RNA from Peronospora matthiolae, 1347 nucleotides. NCBI's taxonomy places the organism in Eukaryota, Oomycota, Peronosporomycetes, Peronosporales, Peronosporaceae. The record is from the annotation of a GenBank genome assembly.